Benincasa hispida (wax gourd) is the source of this 1364-nucleotide messenger RNA. RefSeq names its product clathrin light chain 2-like. Gene Ontology annotation, cellular component: clathrin coat of trans-Golgi network vesicle; clathrin coat of coated pit; plasma membrane. Gene Ontology annotation, biological process: intracellular protein transport; clathrin-dependent endocytosis. NCBI's taxonomy places the organism in Eukaryota, Viridiplantae, Streptophyta, Magnoliopsida, Cucurbitales, Cucurbitaceae. The record is from RefSeq and is a predicted model, not a curated record. Gene Ontology annotation, molecular function: clathrin heavy chain binding; structural molecule activity.
AAAAAAAAACUUGGAGGUAUCUGUAGCGGGAGAUUAACGCCGUCAAAGUCUUUUUCCAUUUCUUAUAAUAACGACCGGAAACGGUCGCGAAGCUGCAGAGAAACAUUCGCGCAGAAAGAUUGAUCGACUGUUGACCGUCGCCGGAGGAAGAAGCAGAUCACGCCGACGCCAUGUCAACCUUCGCCGGAACGCCUCCUCCUUCGUUCGACGACGGCACCAUCGGAUUCGAACCUCGCCUCGCUUCACAACGAUUCGAAACCUUUUCUACUUUCGAAACCGAGUCCGCCGCCGACUCUGCCGGCGAUUCGUCACCGAUCUUCGGAAAUAUGGCAUACAACCAAGGAGACGACCUUUCGCCGACUCCGCCUACGAAUUUCUCGGCGGAUGGAGGAUUCUCGAGUUUCUCGCCGCAGCAGAACGGGAAGGGUUUUGAUGGAGGUUAUGGCGAAUCGGACGGCCCGAUCCUCUCGUCUCCGACGGCGAUGGAACCGGAGGAAGGAUUUCCUUUAAGGGAGUGGCGCAGAUUGAAUGCGAUUCGAUUGGAAGAAAAGUUGAAGAGGGAGAAGGAGCUGUUGGAAGAGAUAAUUGAUGAGGCUGAUCAGUAUAAAAUUGAAUUCUACAGGAGGCGCAAGCUUGCUCUUGAUAAUACCAAAACUUCUAAUAGGGAUAAGGAGAAGCAAUAUCUAGCAAAUCAAGAGAAGUUCCAUGCUGAAGCUGAUAAGAACUAUUGGAAGGCAAUUGCAGAACUAAUCCCCAAUGAGGUUCCAACCAUUGAACAAAGGGGGAAGAAAGACAAGGAGAAGAAGCCUGCUAUUGUUGUUAUUCAAGGUCCAAAGCCCGGGAAACCGACCGAUCUCUCGAGAAUGCGUCAAAUACAAUUGAAACUCAAGCACAAUACCCCUCUUCAUAUGAAGCCUAAACAACCACCACCACCACCAGUAGAACCUAAAUCCGAAUCGAAAAAGGAUUCUUCUGCUGCUGGCAUGACCUCGGCUGCCGGUUCGGGUUUGGCAACUUCAAGAACUGCUGCUGUUGCAACUUCUGAGGGUACAACUUUUGGCUGAAAUUGGCUGGUAUAUAUAUAUAUUAUAUACUCCCUGUUAUGUAUGUUUAGAAACACUAGCUAUAUCAUGGAUCUUGAUGUCUAAUAAUAGUCAGUUAUAUAGUAAUUAGUAAAUAAAUCUCUAAAAAAAUCUAGCAAUAUUUGUAGGUAGAGCCACAAAAAGCUACAAAAAUCCUAAUUAGUGCUUGGUUUUGGUGGAUUAUGGAUGGUUUUGACUGCUUAAUUUUCUCUUGUUCUGUGAAUAUUUUUAUGCUGUUUUUGUGAUAUACAAUCAAUGGAAUAGUGUUAAUGCAUUUGUACA